AGGUUAAGCCCUUCGUCUCUAGAAAAAGCGAAUAUAGGACAAAUGGUAAAUCUUCUAGCCAAUGAUGUCAGCAAAUUUCAAAAUAAAAUUUUUUGCAUUCCUUAUUUAUUUACAAAUCCGUUUUGCAUCGUUACUGUAAUAGCGACAUUAUGGCAAUAUUAUGGAUGGACUAUUUUAGUUGGAUUUGUAGCUGUAUUUACCUUCAUUCCUAUACAAAUUGCUUUGAGUAAACUAUAUUCGAAAUUCAGAUUACAAGCAGCCAUAUUGGGAGAUGAAAGAUUGAACCUGUUGAACGAGAUGAUUGCUGAUAUGAGACUAAUUAAAAUGUACACCUGGGAAUUGCCGUAUGCUGCAUUAAUAGAGAAAAUCAGAAUGAAAGAAAUGAAAAAAAUUCGAAUGUUUUUAUAUACAAGCGGGAUAUNUUUUUUAUUAGAGUGGAAGAAGGAACUACAGAAAAAAAAUACAAGUAUAUUGAAAGCAUUAUUACGAUUUGUUGGAUGGAAAUACUUAAUAAUACUUUUACUUGCACUCAUCCAGCAAACAGUGGUAAUGGCAAGUGUAGCAUACUUAUCAGGAUUAACAGUUCAAUGUUUCGACAUGAGAAUGGGAUGUAAUCAAUACAAUAUUUAUGUAACAGUUUCGGGACUUUUCGACUUUCUCCUCCUUCAAGAAAAAGACAACAAUGAUAUAAAAAUUGUAGAAGAAAGUGCAAAGUUAACUGAAAUUGGAAUAUGGAUGGAUAAUGUUACAGCUACAUGGAGAAAAGUAAGAUAA
Centruroides sculpturatus (bark scorpion) is the source of this 774-nucleotide messenger RNA. Its product is annotated as ABC transporter C family member 5-like. The transcript is spliced from 7 exons. Gene Ontology annotation, biological process: transmembrane transport. The record is from RefSeq and is a predicted model, not a curated record. The coding region runs from base 43 to 774 and encodes 243 amino acids. Gene Ontology annotation, cellular component: membrane. NCBI's taxonomy places the organism in Eukaryota, Metazoa, Arthropoda, Arachnida, Scorpiones, Buthidae. Gene Ontology annotation, molecular function: ATP binding; ABC-type transporter activity.